AUGUGCCAUUAAGGAGGUGGUUAAUAAGGCAGGGAGUGACAUGAACCCCCAUAUUAUAUGUGGGGACUUUAACUCGGAGGUGACUAGCCCGGGUUAUCAGCUGUGUACAGAGGGAUACCUGUCUGACGCCUGUAUUCAACAACUCCAGUCACUGGAGAAUUUACAAUUUCAGGAUGGAUCAAAAUCUUCAUUAAUCAACACAUUAUGGAGGGCAUUUCAGCAUACAUCCAGCAGUAUGAAAAGUGCCUAUAAAGCUGCUCAGGGGAGAGAACCACGUCUGACCUCCUUCCAGAAAUUAAUGAGGGCGGCUGUAGACUACAUUUUCUUCAGCUCUAACUGUCUGGACAAUGUGGGGGUACUAGAGGUGGCGCCGGAGGAGGCCAUCACACAGACAGGGGGAAUCCCCGACCAAAUAUUCCCAUCAGACCAUGUAUCAAUCAAGGCCACUUUCUCAUUCAGAUAAACAACAUCUAUCAUGAUCAUUAUUGGAGAGCCUCGACUAAAGAUCUACUUCCUCAUUAAUCAUUGGUCAAAUCAUGUCAAUCAUCUGAAUCAUAGUUUACCUCUAGAACUGAUGGACUAGCAACAAAGUGCAGCUAAUUUUGAACAUGGUCACGAAGGCACCACUACGUACAUGGUUAAACAAGUCAACAAUUAAUAUUUUUUGUGGAACCUUGAAAACACAUUUUGGCUUUAAAAAGUUGCCUUUUCCUCCUAAAUGGAUUUUUUUCUUUCUUUGAACUUUGUCCACCUUAUAUUUAUCAUCUCAAGAAAAUCCAGAUGUGUAUAGAAUAUGCUUUAUAAACGAGGCCUCUUAGUUAUAUGUUGUUUUUUAUGAUAGAGUUAAUGAAUUAUUUUAUGAACAUUUAUUAAUUCAAUUGAGAAUUUGGGUAUUUUAAUGUGUUUGUUGUUUUAUUCUUCUUUAAUGAAUGUGAGUUUGGAUUUCAGUGUUAGUUGAUGUUGAAAGGUGCCAUUUUGGUUUCAAUAUUGGAUGUAUACAUUUUUUCCUAAGCUUAAAAUAUUAUUGUGGAAGUUAUUACUCUUAGAAAAAAUAUGUCUGUAAAAAAUUAAAAAUUUUUAUAACUGAAAUUAUUUUCUUGUUAAUUAAAUUAUUAAUAAAAUCUGACCUCAUAGAGGAUGUUUAUUUGUUAAAAGAUAAGGUGCUCAUUUUUCUUAAGAUAUUUAUUAUGCCAAAAAAAUAUAUAAAGUUUAAUAAUUUUAUUUCAUCUUACUUUAUGUAAUCCGAAUAGAAGGAAUAUAUUUGGACAAUAGAAUAGCAUUCUCAGAGGAUUCUGAUUAAGUUGAUG
Saccostrea cuccullata (small rock oyster) is the source of this 1307-nucleotide messenger RNA. RefSeq lists its product as uncharacterized. Gene Ontology annotation, cellular component: nucleus; CCR4-NOT complex; cytoplasm. NCBI's taxonomy places the organism in Eukaryota, Metazoa, Mollusca, Bivalvia, Ostreida, Ostreidae. The record is from RefSeq and is a predicted model, not a curated record. Gene Ontology annotation, molecular function: poly(A)-specific ribonuclease activity. The coding region runs from base 41 to 463 and encodes 140 amino acids. The transcript has 4 exons. Gene Ontology annotation, biological process: nuclear-transcribed mRNA poly(A) tail shortening.